Messenger RNA from Schistosoma mattheei, 4017 nucleotides. The record is from the annotation of a GenBank genome assembly. NCBI's taxonomy places the organism in Eukaryota, Metazoa, Platyhelminthes, Trematoda, Strigeidida, Schistosomatidae.
AUGGAUGAUAGCGUUGUCACAGUUGCAAAAAUUCUUGAAGCCUUCCGUAUUCAUUUGAGUAAAUUGGAUUUCAAAUGUGAAACCAAUGAUGUUCAACCUUAUUCGUCCAUUUCUGAUCAUGAGCUACCAGUGAGCAACGAUGUCGUCAACUUUUUUCUGAAAGUGGGUGGUUUUGUGUUGUUGUGCGAAAAUGCACAAUGCUUAAAUCCUAUGUCUUUGAGCAAAGUGCUUCAUGAGUUACUUUCUUCUCAUCUAUCUGCAAGAGUUUUGGCUUCAUUGUUGUAUCGUGUCUACCAAUCUCCAGACACUUGGCCUUCUUUUUCAGCCGGUUUAUUUUCACUCUUGCAUACGAUUCCAUUUGCUUCAACACCAAGUUCCUAUUUUAGUUUUCCAGAUGAUGCGUAUUCCAAUGUUUCGCUACCACCCACUGAUAAGUGGCCAAGCCAAGCUGGUUGGACAUUCCACUGCUGGAUAUACCGAAAACGUUUAACAAAUAAUAAAAUGCAUUUAUAUUGCUUUCAAACUUAUGAUCGGUUAGGAUUCUCAGCUUAUUUUAUUAACGAAGUUCUGUUUUUAUCUGUGAGUCGUAGCAAGGGGAAGGUUGAUGAGUUUCCGAUCAAUUUCUCUUUCUGUCUUCAUGAGUGGUUCAUGCUUACAAUUGUUCAUUCGUUUUUGCGGUGGGGUGGUAGUGGUAUUUUUUGCUACGUUAAUGGUACGUUGGUGUCAAAUGUGGACGUUACAUGGCAUCUAAAUACCUGUGAGGUUUUUAAGACAUGUUUAAUCGGUCAAUCCAGUAACACUACAAAUGGAGAUGGUUUUUGUGGCCAUAUGUCUAACAUUAUGGGGUUUGCGGAGGCUCUUACGCCGGAACAAAUCAGUUUUAUUUACUGUUUAGGUCCAAAGUACCAAGGUCAGUUCCAUUUUGAAGCUGAUAUCUGUGAUGAGUCUUUAUCUAAUCAAACCGAAAUAAUUAGUGACCUUAACAAGCUGUAUACCUCCCUUGUGUUUGCAUACAAUCCUCUUUCUUGUGAUGGUCGGUUAUGUCUUAAUCAGGCUGUAAACUUCCACCAGUCAAAUCAAACAUCUUUGCACGCUUUAAUGAGUGAGAAUGUCUCUGCCGUAAUAAACAGUUCAGUGUCUGAUUUAUUCAUCAAACUGGGGGGCAUGCACUUAUUUUAUCCUUUAUUUAGUCGCUUAGAUUGGCCUUCUGAGAAGUCUGUUGCUUUUGAAAAUAAAUUAAAUGUUCUAGAAAUACUUGCUCUUCAUCCAUCGUUUGCCAAUCUUCAACUUUCUACACCUGAAAUCCCAACAAUUCUGGUUCGCUUUAUUUUUGGUUUAGUUCGUAUGUCAUCUACAUUGAGAAGUCAAUUUGUUGCAACUAAAGGUCUACUUAUCAUUGCUAAUGCGUUAAAUCAAUCAGAUAUGAAGCAUUUAACGAAGAGUUUACUGGAUGAAAUUACGAAUUUCACGCUGUAUUUACUAAAAAUGAUUAAAUCAACUCAUGACGAGUCGAACAUUCACAGUAAUUUAACAUCAAAUGUUAAUAUUUACAUUAUACUCAUCAGACAAAUGUAUGGGUAUUUCCUAAGUAACUCAGAACUAUGGUGUAAAUCUACCCUAGAUGUUCAGGAACAGUUGUAUCAAUUUUUAGCUACUGAUUUUAUGGAAGCUGUUAGUUUAGGUUAUAUUGAACGAAUUGGAACUAUAAUUCAUUGUUUAAACGCAUUAAAAUAUUAUUUGGCAUUGACAAAUCCCCGUGCACGAAGUGGUUAUGAACUUUGUACACCAGAUCAUGAGAUAAUUGGUUCAGUUGAAAAAUUGAUUAAACUUCGUACAAACUUAUUGAUUUAUCUGAAACGUUUAUUUACACGUGGUGGAAUUACGGAUGAUGAGAUGCAGCUAAUUCUAGCCUUUUUAACUACUGUCCAUGAGCCGGAAAAUAUUCACGAUGUACUUUACUUAUUGGUCAGUACUUUGAUUGAAUUUCCCAAUACAUGUGGUCCAGUAUUUGUUCGCACUAACGGGAUUCAUUGCGUAUUCAAAUUACUCACCUCUGAAGAUGAACACGUUCGGAUAUAUGCUAUCAAAUUAUUCGGACUAUAUCUUGUUUAUGGAAAAAAAUUGGUUUAUGACAAUACAAUCGAAUGUUUCGCUUUAUAUUCUCUUUUGGAAGAACGUUUGAAUUCAACGUCUCCUCAGUUCACUUCAUUAAUAUACAAUGCAUUAUUCGAGGUAAUGACUGAAUGCGUUUCACCGAAAAUUCUUAUUAAUCCUAUUAAUAUUAAUAAAACAAUGUCAGUAAUUAAAAACCCCGCUGUGCUUAAAGUUAUUGCACAUCUUAUUGCUCAGUCAGAACAAACAAAUGAGAUUUUAUCCAUUAAAGACACUUUUAUUCAACAUUUAUUUAUAUUUUGUUCACAGAAUCCAUAUAAUAAAAAAACUAUAUUACAAUUAUCUGUUUGGCAAGACUGGUUACUUCACUUAGUACCAUUAUAUCCCAACAAUAAAACAAAUGCUAAUUUUCUUGUGAAAAUUUUACAUUUGAUACGUAUUUUAUUAAUAUACGGAAUAUGUCAUGAAUAUGGUAGUUGGCAAGUACUUGUUGAUACAUUAGCACUGAUACACUUACACAUUUGUGAAGAAAGAUCUACUUGUCUUAAAGAAAAGCAAGAAACUGCAAAACCAAAGUGUACAGUGGAUGAAAAGGAUUCCAACUUAGCACAUACAAACACAUCAGUAUUAUUUUCAAAUAAAAGUUCUACUGAAUUGGACAGUUCUCUCGGUGUUGAUCUUACAGAAUAUGGAUCUUGUCAAAUUAAAGAUGAUCAGUUACCAUCCAACAAUGCAUUAAUGGAAAAUAAUAGUAAUAAUAACAGUAAUGCUGAUAAUAACAAAAACGUUGAUAACAAUGCCAAUAACAGUUGUUCAAGUUCAGUAUGUAAUUCAGAUCAGAUACUUGACCGAACUCCGUCUGAUUCAAUUUUAUCUUAUGAAAAUAUUGAAAUACCGCCUUUAUCAUUACCGAAAACAUCACCUAAUCAUCAACCAAAUUCUCCUUCCAAUCACAAUCACAAUGUAGAGAAUAAAGUGACCACUGAAGCGAAUAAUUUGAAGAAAGAGGAUAAAUCAAUGAAAUUCCAAUUAACCAACUUUUCUUGGUCAUAUGUACAUCAUUUGUUAUUAGAUGAUUUAUUAUGUUCACUUGAAAAUAUUGUAGUUCAACGAGUGGUUCACAGAAAACAGUCUGUGACCUCGCAUUCCUCUUUGUCUACACCAACUCAUGGAUUAAGAGAGAAUAUUUUGAAACAGCAAACAAAGAUAGGAAAAGAAUCUGUUCAGUCACCAACUUCUAUACAAUUAAAAUCACCAACGUUACCAUCACUUUCAUCCUCGUCUGUAUUAUCAUUAGCAUCCACAGAACUAUCGUUAUCAUCGACGGCAAUAACAACAUCGCUGGCAACUAAUCCUUUCAUCAGAACACCACAUUCAAAUAAUCAGGCAUCUUUGACAGAUAAUAAUUUUAUUGCGAAUAAUAAUGACGAUGACAAAAUAUUUUCUCAAAAUGAGACAAACAUGAAUGUAAUUGAUCCAAGAAAUGAAUCUAUUUUUACUACAAAUAUGUUGCAUAUUAUUUCUUAUUUAUCUGAUAUGAUUGUCGGAGCAUGUGGAGGCUUGUUACCGUUACUUGCUGCAGCGUCAAGUUCCACAAGUUUUAUCGGGACUUCCUGAUCUUCAAGGAAAUCUCAAUUAAUAAACUUAACGAGGAGCGAUGGCGAUAGUGUUUCAUGAGAUGAACAUCAUCUCCAAAUCUUUAUGAAGUCAUGCGUCAAAGUCGUUAUCUAUUUUAAGCAUUCUCACUUUAGCAGGUAGAGUAUUAUUCAGUAAAUCACUAAUCAAAUGAUUACUUUGAAAGUUUCCUUUACAAGAAGCAAAUUAACAAAACCAACUGGCUCAUGUGUUAUGCACUAUCUAUGUAUAAAAGUGAGCAUUUGAUAUAUUGAGCUCUGUCAUGUUUAC